This is a messenger RNA of Bipolaris zeicola 26-R-13, 669 nucleotides long. RefSeq lists its product as uncharacterized. Gene Ontology annotation, biological process: mitochondrial respiratory chain complex IV assembly. The transcript has 2 exons. The record is from RefSeq and is a predicted model, not a curated record. Gene Ontology annotation, cellular component: mitochondrial inner membrane. NCBI's taxonomy places the organism in Eukaryota, Fungi, Ascomycota, Dothideomycetes, Pleosporales, Pleosporaceae. The coding region runs from base 1 to 669 and encodes 222 amino acids.
AUGCCACCGCCACGGCUCUCUCCAGCUUUGUUGCGAGCGCGGCCUCAGGCACGAUACCAAUGUCUCCGUCGCAUAGCGCCCCUCCGCCAUGCGUCCACCACACCACCACAGCAAAACGACGUUAAGCCUGUCGUCCCUUGGAAAACCCCAACGAGCGUCUGGACACCCGAGAACCUCAUUCCCCCGCCUAAAGAUGGCGAGAUAUUGCUUGAGCGACGGCCAAAUCGCGCCCUACCGCCUGUCCCACCUCUAAUACCCCCGCAAGUCCUGCGCACCCUCCCAAUCUUCAUCAUCGCAAUGACCGUCUCCCUCUUUGCCUUCUUCAACUACCAGAAGCAAGAAUCCUCCGUCGUGACCGCAACCCUCUACGCGCUGCGCACCAACCCGCUCGUGCGCGAGCAGCUCGGCGACGAAAUAUAUUUUGCGUCAAAGUACCCAUGGAUCAAGGGCGAGAUCAAUCAGGUCCAUGGCCGCAUUAAUGUAAGCUUCUGGGUCAAGGGAACGAAGCAGGCGGGCGAGGUGCGCCUGAAGUGCAGGCGAAAGGGAAGAGGUGGGUUAUAUUAUACGCAAGAGUAUAGUUUGACACUGGAGGAUGGCACGAGGUUCGAGUUGUAUGAUCCGCAGGGCAAUGCGAUCGAUCCGUUCCAGGAGAUUGCGGUGGAGGAGUGA